Molecule: messenger RNA, 6003 nt
Organism: Plasmodium gonderi
Lineage: Eukaryota; Apicomplexa; Aconoidasida; Haemosporida; Plasmodiidae
Exons: 1
Coding region: 1-6003 (2000 amino acids)
Source: RefSeq, a predicted model, not a curated record
AUGGCAUAUCACUUAUUCAGAAGGUUGCAACAAGCUAGCGUAAAGGAGAAUAAGCCUAAACAUGAAAAGCCAAGAGAAGACAUUGAAAAAUGGUUAAAGAACAUUUUUGAUGUGUUGGAUAAGAACCUCGUUCAGGAUGAGUGUAAGGAAGAAUCCAAUGAUAUGAUUCUUAUAAGUGAUUACAUAACUGUGGUUAACAAUGUUUUGAAAUUUACAGAAAAUGCAAAAAAUGGAAAGAAUUCAAAAGAUGGAAUAACACAUGGGAAGGAUGAAGAAUUAGGGAAAAGUGACAAAAUAAACGACGUAGAUAUGGAUGAUGAACAUAUGGCCAUAUCACGAAUCAAACAGUUUUGUAAAAUUUUGGGCAUUGUUCAUAUUUUUGAAAAGCUAAAAAAGGGUUCAUCUGCUCCAUCUCAAUCGUCUUCUUGUGCAGUAACUACCUCUGGAAGCUCUGUUCGUGUAGAUCAAGAGGACGCAAGUAAACAGAUAGAUGAUGAAAAAAAGAACAAAUUGAACGAGUUUGAAAAAAAUAACUUGUGGAGAUUAUUUGAAGAUAUAAUCUUGAACAGUCUUGAGUUUUUGAACAAAAUUAUUUGCCUCAAUAAAGAUAUGUUUCACAAAAAAAAUUUAAAAAUUGAUUGUAACAUAUUGAAAAGAUACGUAAAUUAUUUAAAUGUGUUACUUAAGGAGACGAAUAAUUCUGAGUUAUUGUUCAGAAUUUUUAAUUUUGAAUUGGAAAAUUCCAUUUUUAUCAUGUAUGAAAUUGUACUCCUUUUGCAAAAAUUGUACACAUAUGACAACAUCAAUUUAUAUCUUUGUCCAUAUGACAAUGUUGUAUAUUCAGAUGAUGUUUCCUCACCUUAUUACUAUAACUUGUAUGAUAUAAAAUGUUUUCAAAUACUUUAUCAUGAAUACUAUUUUGAAAACAAAGUAAAUUUGAAUGAAAAAAAUCAGUUUUGUGGAAAAUUUUAUGAAAAAUACAAUAUAAUUAUAAAAAAUUUAAGAAAAAAAAAAUAUUUUUACCCACAUUUGAUUAAUUUCCCAUUUAAUUAUUCGGAAACGAGAUUAACGUAUAAAGAUAAAAACGAACAUUAUUACAUCAAUAAGGAGAAUGAAUUUUUUUCCAUUUCAACAAAUAAAAAAUUCAGAUCAUCUGUAUUACUCCACGAUGAUGAUGCUGAUGUUGAAAUAAAAAAAAAUUUAAAAAAAUUAAACUAUACACAAGAAUGUUCAAAAUUUAAAGCAGAGUACGACUCAUGCACGUCAUUAUCUGUGUAUUCCAAUGAUCUCAACACAAGUGAGGAUAAUACUGAUUUUAAGACAGUUAGAACAGAGGAGGGAAAAAUCAUAAAAUCAGAUGAUACGUUAUCCUCAGUUCUUCCAUCUUCAUCUACCAAUGCAGCAUUUAUCGAACCAGUUAUUCAAACCAAAUGGAAUGGGAAAUAUGAUGUUGAUGAGAAUGGUAAAAGUGGAACUAACAACAACUAUAAAGACCAUACGAGUAGCAGAUGUGCUUCCAAACAAAAGAGCAAAAUAUAUAGCAGUGAAGAUGAUGAGGACGCAACAGAUGGUGACUAUUUUUGUUCAGACAUUUCCAACAAUUUUAUAACUGCGAAUGAAGAAUUAGAUGAUUUAAAUAAUAACAAUAAUAAUAGUAAGAAGAAGAAGAAAAAGGUACAAUUUUGUGAAGAAAAUAUAUUCCUAAUAAUGCAUCGAAAUGAUCAGAUAGAAAAUGUUAGAAAAACUAUUGAUAAGUUAAUAUUGAGCAAAAGUAAUUUUAUUUCAAAACUUCUAAAUGUAAUAGAGUCUAAUGAAGAUGCUUAUCUGAUAAAUGAAGUUAUACUGCUUCUACUCCUUGUAGUAGAGUAUAAUGUAGAAAUUAGGAAUAUCAUAACAUAUGAAAGAAUUAUAGAAACUGUAAUUAAAAUUAUCAAGGAUGAACACAUAUACUUGUUUAAAGAAAUUUACGAUUUAUUUUUUUUGUUUGACGAUUGCAAUUUUGGUGUUCCAAAAAUGAAAGCCAGAAUUUUCCCAUUCUCUCUCCAUGCAGAGAAUCAAAAAAGAGAUAAUAAAUAUUUAAAAGCAGGAUUAAGUGGUAAUAAAAUGGAGGAAAUAUCAUACAACAGAUUGUUAAGCACAUCUGAUGUAGCAGAUGGUUAUGAAAAUAGCCAUAAGGAAGAUGAAAAAAUGGAAAUAUAUUUAGAUAACAUAACUAUAAACAUAGAUAUAAAAAGCAGUUUAUUACUUCUGAAAUGCAUCAUAAUUAGUAGCGAAUUUGGUCUUAAGUACAUUUUCGAAUUGAAUAUAUUAGAGCAGUGUAUUAAAUUGAUACUUAAUAUGUAUAAUAUUAUUAUUUACAUUUGUAAAAAUAACUUAUGCAAAUUUUUCAAUAAUUCAUUUUUUAUUUUGAGCAUAUUUUUAGAUGUUAUAGCUUGUACAUGCAAAGUAAGCACUAAGAACAAUUACAUAGGUUUGUCGUGCAAAAAAUUCUUGCCCAUUUUUCAGAAAGAAUUUUUUUUUCAAAGUUCUUUUUUUUUUUUUUUUAAAUUUAUGUACUUGUAUAUGAAUAAAUAUGCCAAUAAUAUUAAUCGAAAUGUUACUAGACUACCUCUAAAACAUCUUCAAAAUCAGAAGAACAGUCGCUCCAAUUGUGAAAUUAUUAGCGACACUCCUAUGUUAAACGAAUUUAGUAUAUCUGGAAAUGCAGAUCAGCAUAUUAGUAGUAAUGUUAUUAGUGUAAGUUCCAGCGUGAACAGUAGGUAUCAGAACAAUGAUAAUCUCUGUGGAGGUCAUAUAAAAAGCAAUCGAAUUGAAACUAACAAAUCGGUAGACAAUAACAUUUGUAGCAACAUUGCAAGCAGUAACAAGGAAAGUAGCAACGAAGGUAAUAGCAAUAUUGGGAGUACCACCACUCUCUUGAAUGAAAGUGAUAAAAUCAUCUACACUUUCAAAAACACAUACUUUGUUACAAUCCUGAAUAUAUGCUGCAAGUUUAUGUUUCAAGAUGAAAAAUUUUGCAUAAAUUUCUUAACAAACUGUUUUGCUGACAGUAGCGGGAGUAGCAGCGGGAAAAAUGGGACCACAUCUCAGGUAGAUGCAGACACUGUGGAAAAUAGCUUUUUAGAAAGUUCGUUAAAAAAGAAGAAAUACUUUGAUUUUGAACAUGUGUUGCUACACUAUUUGAAAAAUUUGAAGCAAGUUAAAUACAUAGACAUGCUAUUGGUUAUAUUCUUUUACGACAAGAAAAAUAUUUUUCGCAAUAUUAUAUAUGAGUUCUUUUUAUGCUUGUGCGAAAAAUAUGUACAAGUGGCGAACUAUUUAGUAGAAUCCAUUUUUGUGCAGAACACUGUUUUUAAAUACUACAUGAUGCAUAUGGCUUGUAGAUUAAGGAAAAUGUUUCUUAAGAUGAAAAAAAAGCUUGAGAUGAGAACAAUGCAAAGAAUUUUGGAGAAAAGGAAGAAUAACAUGGUAAAUAAAUGCAACUACGACGUGAUGGGUUCACAUGUUAACGAAAUAGUAAAGAAGGAAAAAUUUUUUUUGAAAUUUACAGCAGGGUUAGAAUUUUUCCUGAAAAUAUGCAACAUGACAAGUGUAAACGGGGUUCAAGGGGAAUCAAGCAAUGCGGACGAAUUUUUAAAAAAUUCGAAAUUAAUAUAUGAGGAGAUUAUAUACUACAAUUCUUUAUUUAUAAAUGAUUACAAUGGUGUUGAAAAAUAUCAUUUGAAAAAGAUAAACGACAAUUUAAACGAAAUUGUAUUAACGUUCAGAAUUAAUUCUAUUUUGCACUCAACAAAUGUGUGUAAUAGGAUUGACAAAUUUAAGUUUGUACUAAGCAUCCUAAAUGACAAAUGGGUUAGUAAAAAGACAAAGUGCUUGAUAUGUGUAUACAUAAGUGUUUACUUAUCUAAGUUUAAUGAAGAAAAAGAGAAGAGUAAGUUGAUUAGAAUGAUUAUGCAACUUGAUCUUUUUAAUGUGAUAUAUAAUUCUUUGAAUCGUUUUUGUAAAUAUACAUUUAAUGAAAAAUUUUUUUUUUUCAUUUCUCUUAAUAAAUGCAAAGACAUAGAUGAGAAUAUAAAAAAUGUUUUAGAAAUGAAAAAAAAUAAAUAUUUUUUUAAUCAUUCAAGGAAAUUUUCCAUAUUUUGCAUUCAUUUUAUAUAUUCUAAUUUUAUUCAUCACAUUAUCUUAACAUACCUUGUGGAGCAAACGAAAAAUUGUGUCCAUCAGAUGAACACUAAAAAUAUGAGAAAAAAUAUGUACACUAAGGAAAAAAAACAACUAGUGAGAAAUUUCUCUAAUAAAUCGAGGAGUAGCAUUCGUAAGAGCAAAGAUAAUGUGGAGAAGUACCAUGAAUUCCUUUACUCAGAUUCUGAUGUUAUGGAAUCUGCUCAUGAUGUUAAAGAAGAAGCAUAUGAAUUGGAUGAUGAUGAUAUAAAGGAAGCAUAUGAAUUGGACGAUGAUGAUAUAAAGGAAGCAUAUGAAUUGGACGAUGAUGAUGAUGAUGUUAAAGACGGCGAUUAUGACAUAAGCUACCAAAGCAGCAGAACAAACGAAGAUUCAGAGGCACAUUUUCACGCGAAAAAGAAAUCUGAUUUUUCUUAUGCAAAAGGACGAGAUGAAAACGACAGAAUUAGUCAUAAAAAUAAAGGGAAAAUGAUAAAAAACGUAAAAGAUAAAUGUAGAGAAAACAAAUCACAAACUAUAAUAGUGAAGAAAAUUAAUGAAGAAGUUAAGUUUCUGAGGAAUAAAUUAAAUGAACAAGAAAUGUCAUAUUUAGAAGAAAAAAUUUAUUUAAAUAAAAUAAUUGAAAAAAAAAAUGAUAUAAUAAAUAAUGUCUUAUACUCAUAUUUAAUGCUAAAAGAAAAGUGUGAUAAAGUCGAAAAAGAUUUACUUAGAGUGAAAAGUGAGUUGUUUGUAAAAGAAAAGCAGUACCAAAUCACUGCAUGCAAUGACAUGAAUGAAUUGAAAAAGGAACAUAUGCAUUUGUUACAGAUUCACGAAAAAACAAAUAACGAAAAAAAUGAUUUAGAAGCAAAAUUGGAAAAAUUUACAGACUUGUUAAUAUUUUUAUAUGACAAUGUCUCUGAGUGUCGAAAGUACAUGCAAAAUAUUGAUGAUGCGAAUUUUUUUAAAUAUCCCGAGUCCAGCAGUAAGCGCGCCGAGGCCAUUUUACCAGCUGAACCGACUAUCCAAAAUGAGGCCCUUGCAAAUAAUAGUAAUGCUCGAGGCGGUGAUAGUACUAGGUGUGCUGUUGAUAGUACUAGGUAUGCUGUUGAUAGUACUAGGUAUGCUGUUGAUAGUACUAACUGUGCUGUUGAUAAUACUAACCAUGGUGGUGAUAAUAAUAAUCAGAUUAAGACCAGCAUGAAUGCGAGCAUAUAUUCAAUCGGAGGAAAAAACAGGGGUGAGUCCGAAGUUGCAAAUGGGCAACUGCACGAGGAACACAAUAAGGAAAUAUAUGAGAACAUGUAUAACUCUGCAUAUCAAAACUGUAAUGUUAGUAUGUAUCAGAAUUAUGCAAAUAUAGGAGUAGAUCAACAUCUACACCAGAGUAAUGUGAACACCUAUCAGAAGCAGCAGAUGGAAGGAUGUCCAAAUCAAUGGACGUCGCAAGAAAUGCACAUCCCUUAUAAUGAACCGAAUUGUGAACAAUCAUACUCAAAUGUAAUAGAACAAAAUUCUAGACAAAUGGAGGGAAACUCUAAUGUACACAUGUACAACUACCAAUUGGAAAAAAAUGAGAACCUGCAGACGUAUAAUCAAAUAUACUUCCAAACACAGCAGCACAUGCAGAGCAACAUGUAUUCCCAUUUUAAUAAUCCAAAUGGAAAUCAAGAAAAUGGAGAAAUUAAUAAAUCUGCGAGCGGUCAAGGGUUCUUUAGUGAAACGGUACUAAAUCAGCCAUCGGAGCAGCGAGAGAAAUUGGAGCAGUGGGAGCAACUUAAGCUGCCUGAGCAAUCAGAACAAUCGGAGCAAACUGUGCAAAAUGAGCACAUGUCUAAAUGA